CCUGAAUUUAGCUUCUGGGUCUAUCAAUCAAGUGUAAAUAUAUAAAUCUCUCUCUAUAUAUAUUUAUAUAUAAACAUAAUAGUGAUUUAAGUGUUGUUGUCGCUGUUUUGUUUUUGUUAUGGACUGUUGUAGUGGGAAUUCUUCAGGUUCAUUAUCUCAGAUUGCGGUUCAGAACCAGAGCUCUGGUUCUGAAGAAGAGCUGAGGCAAUUGCUGGACCAAAGGAAAAGAAAACGAAUGCAAUCGAAUCGGGAAUCGGCGAGGAGAUCGAGGAUGCGAAAACAGCAGCACUUGGACGGGCUGAUGGCGCAACUGAGUCAGCUUAGGGAAAACAAAAACCAAAUCGUUUCAAGAAUUAAUCUCGCAACCCAACUCUUUCUCAACGUCGAGGCACAAAAUUCUGUCUUGAGAGCUCAGAUUGUGGAACUUACCCAUAGCUUAGAGUCCCUAAACCAGAUCCUGUCUCACAUCAACAACAACAACAACAACCACAACCAAGAAGAACAACAACAUAAUUUUCUUCAAAACUUUUAUGAUUUUGAUCAAACCCCAUUGUUCAUCAACUCCUUUUUCCUCACCCAACAGCCCAUUGUGGCUUCUGCUGAUCAUCACGUGCUUCACUACUGAUCCACUUCCGCCAUUGAUUUAAGGAAGCCUCUAGUUUAAAUCUUAAUCUAAUAUCUUUUAUGCUUUGUGUUCAUGGAUUGGAAUCAGAUCAGAUCGGUCAUUCGUCGGGAAUUUUGAAGUGAAACACAUUUAUAUUAAAUAAAUUCUAGUUUCAUAUAA
This is a messenger RNA of Cucurbita pepo subsp. pepo (vegetable marrow), 784 nucleotides long. Its product is annotated as bZIP transcription factor 44. NCBI's taxonomy places the organism in Eukaryota, Viridiplantae, Streptophyta, Magnoliopsida, Cucurbitales, Cucurbitaceae. The record is from RefSeq and is a predicted model, not a curated record. Gene Ontology annotation, biological process: positive regulation of DNA-templated transcription. Gene Ontology annotation, molecular function: DNA-binding transcription factor activity; transcription cis-regulatory region binding. Gene Ontology annotation, cellular component: nucleus.